CACACACAAGUCAGUGAUAAUUCUGAAAUUUCUGAAAAAAUUCUCCACUUCGAAAUAUGAUGCAUGAACAGCAACAACAGAAUUUGAAUUCCAAUCCAUUUUCAAUAUCAUCAUUAUUAAAACGUAAAGAUGAUGAUCGUGAUCAUUCAAGACUUGAAUUAUCUCAACAACAACCAGGUGGUAAUGAUGAAUUAAAUCCAAUUCCAAUUGCUCGAUUAAUUGAAUCAACAACAACGACGACAGGGUUAAAUGAAACAAUAAUUAAUGAUAAUACAUCAUCAUUGAAUUCUAUCGCCAUAUCCGAUCGAACAUCAUCGGUUCAUUCUCAUCAUCAUCAUCAUCAGUUACAAUCAAUUAUAUCUCAUGAUGAUUUCAACAUUGCAAUACAAGCUGCUGCUGAACAAUUUUAUUCAAAUUUUCAUUCAUGGAUUCAUCAUCGAUCAACGGCAACAACAGCGAUUCCGGUAAUGGUAAAUCACAACGAUCAUCAUCAUCAUCAAACACAAACAUUACCACCAACAUCUACAUCAAUAGUUGAUCAUCAUCAAAAUCUUUUGGAAAUGUAUCACCAAUACAUGUUAUCAUCAUCAUCGUCAUCGUCAUUGUAUAAUAGUCAAAAAUUCCUUAUGAAUAAUGAUAAUCGAUUAUUAAAAAAUUGUAAUUUAUUGAGAAAAUUUCACAUUUUCAAUGAACAAAAUUCUUCACCACAACAACAACAACCACAGCAACAAUCGUUGGAAUUGAAAGCUGAGAAUAUGACGACAACAUCAUCAUCAUUAUCAAUAAAAGAUAUGACCACCGAUUUUAAUCAUCGAAAUCAAUCGACCAGUGGCCGACAUUGUAUGAAUAAUAAUAAAAUUCGUCCAUCGUUAGAAUCACAUAAUAGUAAUAAUAAUCUAAAUAAUCAAUUGAAUAAACCGAAAACGAAAAAGAAACGAUCAAGGGCAGCAUUUUCACAUGCACAGGUUUAUGAAUUGGAAAAACGUUUUAAUCAUCAAAAAUAUCUAAGCGGACCGGAACGUUCGGAAUUGGCGAGAACAUUAAAAUUGACUGAAACACAAGUAAAAAUAUGGUAA
Messenger RNA from Dermatophagoides farinae (American house dust mite), 1076 nucleotides. RefSeq lists its product as uncharacterized. Gene Ontology annotation, biological process: cell differentiation; regulation of transcription by RNA polymerase II. The record is from RefSeq and is a predicted model, not a curated record. NCBI's taxonomy places the organism in Eukaryota, Metazoa, Arthropoda, Arachnida, Sarcoptiformes, Pyroglyphidae. Gene Ontology annotation, molecular function: DNA-binding transcription factor activity, RNA polymerase II-specific; RNA polymerase II cis-regulatory region sequence-specific DNA binding. Gene Ontology annotation, cellular component: nucleus.